Messenger RNA from Dothidotthia symphoricarpi CBS 119687, 1710 nucleotides. Its product is annotated as glycosyltransferase family 2 protein. Bases 1 to 1710 code for a protein of 569 amino acids. Lineage: Eukaryota; Fungi; Ascomycota; Dothideomycetes; Pleosporales; Dothidotthiaceae. The transcript has 3 exons. The record is from RefSeq and is a predicted model, not a curated record.
AUGCCUCAGCCGAAAGAACGAGCUCUCGACGAGUCCCCUGACGCUGUAGCCUCGGCAUCAACGCCAGAUGUUGUCACAGAGGAAAAGGGUCAAGAAACGAGCGCAGACCGAGACGAACAAGUCAAACGGAGCCUCUUCCUCCGCGCGCGUGAACAACUGGUCGCGACGUAUGCUCCCCAGGUACCACCUGAACUGAUCAUGCCUAGCGGACCGUCUAACGAGGAAAAACUUUUGUAUCUCAAGACUAAUCGGCUUGGCCUCUACUCUUUCGGUGUACUCUCCUUUCUCAGCUUGUCGGCAGGCAUGUGGCUCUUUGUCGUAUCCGCAGUUCCUUUCUAUUGGUUUGGUGCGAUGGUCGUCCUUCUGCAAGCAUACCUGUUUGUCUCCUAUGGUGUCUCGCUUGUCGGAAAGGACUUCGAUUACAAAAAACAUUUGGAAAUUCUCAAGGAACACCCUAUCAAUGAGGUUACGGCGCCCACUGUCGACAUCUAUCUUCCUUGCUGCAAGGAGCCGAUCGAAGUCCUUGCAAACACCUACAAAUACGUUAAGGCGCUGAAGUACCCACCUGGCAAAAUGAAGGUUUUCGUCCUUGAUGAUGGCGCAUCGGCAGAAGUCGAAGCGCUUGCGACUUCCUUUGGCUACGAAUACAUCUGCCGAGAAGAUCGCCCUCGCCUUAAAAAAGCAGGAAACCUGCGGUGGGCAUUUGCGAGGACUACUGGAGACUAUUUCGCAAUCUACGAUGCUGACUUUUGCCCCCGUGAAGAUUUCCUCCUCGAGCUCGUCCCUCAGCAUCUAGCACACCCCAAGACUGCCAUUGUCCAGACUCCUCAAUUUUUCCGUGUCAAAGAAGAGCAGACUUGGGUAGAGCAGGGCGCAGGUGGUGUUCAGGAGUUGUUCUACCGCGUUAUUCAAGUCAACCGAAACCGCUGGGGAGCAUCCAUUUGCGUUGGUAGCAAUGCGUUGUAUCGUCGCGAGGCCCUUGUCGAAGUAGGCGGCACUGCCGAGAUUGGUUUCUCCGAAGACGUUCACACUGGCUUUGACGCUUUGACCCGUGGAUGGGAAGUCAGAUAUGUGCCCUUGUGUCUGGCGUGCGGAAUCUGUCCGGACACUCCUCGUGCGUUCUUCAGUCAACAAAUGCGCUGGUGCAUGGGCUCUACUACGCUGCUCACCAAUCCUAGAUUCUGGCGCUCGAAGCUCACCUUCAUGCAAAAGCUCUGCUAUCUCUCCGGCAUGAUGUACUACUCUGCGAUCUCCCUCUCGAUCUUCCUCAACCCGCUACCAGGCCUCCUCAUGAUUUGGGUACGCCCUGAUUAUGUUCGAUACUACAACCUCGCCUUCGCCGUCCCAUCUCUUAUCUACUCGAUAAUUGCCAUACGCUUUUGGGCAAAAGCACGCUAUGGAUUCAAUGUCCAGUUCAUCAUGUACAUCCAAUCAUACGCGUAUAUGACGGCCAUCAAGGACCGAUUAUUCGGUCGUGCGCUCGCAUGGGUUCCUAGUGGCGACACCAAAGCACACAAGAAUAACAAGUACCGCAACAUGCGCCUUUUGGCUUGGGUUUGGACAGUGAGCUCUUGUGGAGCGCUUAUCUCAGGCGUAACAUAUCAGUGCCUCCAGGGUUUCAAGUGGUACGAUGCUUUUCCCACGCUUCUUCUGAUGGCUUUCAACCUUUUUCUAGCCCAUCGUUUCCUAUUUUGUCACGGAAAGUUAUAG